AUGGAUUUAUUAAAACAGUCAAUAUUUCAAGCAAUUGAUGAGGCGUCAGAAGAACUGGGAAAGCUGAGCACAGAUAUAUGGCGAAAUCCAGAACUGAACUUUGAGGAACAUCAUGCGCAUGAAAUAUUAACCAAUUUUCUUGAACGUAAGGGCUUCAAUGUCAGAAAGAAAUUUGCGAUAGAGACUGCAUUUAAAGCGGAUCUAGGCUCCACAGAUAAUGGACCCAACAUUGCAGUUAUUUGUGAAUACGAUGCGUUACCGGAGAUCGGACAUGCAUGCGGACAUAAUUUGAUUUCUGAAGCUGGUGUUGCCGCUGGUCUCGGAAUAAAAGCAGCAUUGGAGAAAGCAGAAAAACCAUUUGGCAAGAUAACUGUUUUAGGAACCCCUGCUGAGGAGGGAGGUGGAGGUAAAAUUGACAUGAUAAAUGCUGGUGUCUUUGACGAUAUUGAUGUAGCCAUGAUGGUUCAUCCAUGCCCAAAGACUGUAUCCCAUGGUUCUUUUGCAGCUGUUGAUACGGUUACUAUCAAAUACACAGGGAAAGCUGCGCACGCUGCAGCCUACCCAUGGGAAGGAGUUAACGCCCUUGAUGCAGCGGUAUUAUGCUACCAGAAUGUGUCUUGCUUAAGGCAACAGAUGAAACCUACAUGGAGAGCUCAUGGAAUAAUAAACAAAGGGGGUAUCAAACCAAACAUAAUACCAGAAUUCACUGAACUAGAGUACUACUUCAGAGCGCCAAUCAAACAAGAACUAGAUGAACUGAGAGACAAGAUGAAAUCCUGUUUUGACUCGGCAGCAACAGCCACUGGAUGUCAGGUGUCCUACUCGUUUUCCAGCAAGCCUUAUUUGAACCUUGUAACUAACAAUAAAAUGGCAGACGUCUUCAGGAGUAAUGCACAAUCUAUUGGUGUAAAAUUUGACGCCAAAGAGGAUGAAAUAGCAGGUUCUACAGAUAUGGGGAAUGUUUCACAAAUUAUUCCCAGUAUUCAUCCGAUAUAUGCCAUUGAAACGAACUCUGGAAAUCAUACAAAAGAUUUUGCCACUGCGUCAGGUGAUCCAAAGGCUCAGUUGCACACCCUGAAUCAAGCAAAAGCUAUGGCACUUACCUGUCUUGAUAUCUUUACAGAUGAAAAUUUAUUAAAAGAUAUAAAAGAUGAAUUUGCAAUGUUUAACAAAAACUCAAAAUGAGAUAAACGAUGAAGAAAAAGAAAUGGAAACUUACGGAUAUAUUAAGCAGUCAAAGAUUCUAUCAAAUUGUUUUUGCAUUAAAUAGAUAUUUACCAGUUAAUCAAUGGUCUAUAAUAAAGUAU
Mytilus californianus (California mussel) is the source of this 1307-nucleotide messenger RNA. Its product is annotated as xaa-Arg dipeptidase-like. The transcript has 6 exons. Lineage: Eukaryota; Metazoa; Mollusca; Bivalvia; Mytilida; Mytilidae. Gene Ontology annotation, molecular function: dipeptidase activity. The record is from RefSeq and is a predicted model, not a curated record. The coding region runs from base 1 to 1185 and encodes 394 amino acids.